This is a messenger RNA of Colletotrichum graminicola M1.001, 1329 nucleotides long. Its product is annotated as heterokaryon incompatibility protein. The coding region runs from base 1 to 1329 and encodes 442 amino acids. The transcript is spliced from 2 exons. NCBI's taxonomy places the organism in Eukaryota, Fungi, Ascomycota, Sordariomycetes, Glomerellales, Glomerellaceae. The record is from RefSeq and is a predicted model, not a curated record.
AUGAGUUUGCCCACUGCGGACUACCGGUACCAUGCCCUUUCAGCGACCGAUUCCAUCCGCCUCUUGACCCUCUCGCGAGACGAGUCCCAGCCUCAUGGCAUGCUCUUGUCCCUCGCCGAGGCGCACUUGAGCGACCGGCCAGAGUUCGUCGCGCUCUCCUACACAUGGCGUCUGCCAGAGUACGCCGACGCCCGAGACAGAAGCGACCCGGGGGAGGAGGGCCGGACGUUCGAGGUCGCCUGCGACGGCCGGCUGAUGCGCAUCUCGGAGAACCUGUUCAGCUUCCUCGGCAGCGCGCUCGCUGUCCGCGGCGCGGGCGCCAAGAAGAAGACGACGGCGACGACGGUGUCUUCGUCGUCGUCGUCGUCGUCGUCGACGGGGUUGACUUCCCUGACCGCCGAGCUCCUGAACGGGCUCCCGAUGUGGAUCGACGCAUUCUGCGUCGACCAGGGGAACAACAGCGAGAGGCAGCACCAGGUUCUCCUCAUGCACAGAAUCUACAGCUCGGCCCGGAACGUCGUCAUCUGGAUGGGUCCGUCGGAGCCGGAGGCGGACUUCCUGUGGAUCCACGACAGGUUCAUCCCCCGGCUGGCCAGGCUGACCCGGGAGAAGCCGGAGUUCGUCGCCCAGCACCUGAAGAAGGACCCGCUGUGCCUGUCGGCCGAGGUGGCUCUCGAAAUCGGUCUCGAUACCUGCAGCCGGUGGACCACUGCGUGGCCCCUGUUGGUCCGGUUCUUCAGGCGCCGCCGCUGGUUCGACCGGGGCUGGGUGGUCCAGGAGGUCACCAUGGCGGACCCGGCCCGCGCGCUCGUGCUGUGCGGAACGACGGCCUUGUCCUGGAGGCGGCUUGCGGCGCUGUCCCAGUUUCUGCACCAGUCCAACUGGGGCGUGCUGCUGACGAGGCACCUCGUCUACCCUCUCGUCGCGGCGGCGAGGUCCGGUUUCCCGUUGUCUUCAACCCUUGACUUCUCCAUCUCAGCCGAAGUCUUACUCGGCGCCAGGGCGAACACGCAGGAGAGGCUCCUCGACAUCGGCGACAAGAUACGCCAAAUCAGUCUGAUCCGCCCGGUGCUGACCAACACAGCCGGCCGGACCAGCGUGGUCGACAGCGCCGGCAAGUGGCACCGCGACGCCGAAACCGCAUGGUUCAUGUGCGCCAGUCUUCUGGUCAACUUGCUCCGUUCCUCGCAAUUAGGUGAUAACCGCGAUCACCUCUACGGGUGCUUGGCUCUCUCUAGUCGAAAGCGAGACGGAACGAAACUACAAGGAGCUGCCCUCCUGGGUGCCGGACUAUUCCACGCCAGCAGUCCGACAUCCUUCAUGGGAUAA